GGGUUGGGGUGAGGAGUAAGUGGACCUCCUCUUCCUCCUCUUUCUCAGUGGCCCGCACAGACGCUGUUUUACUGGCACGGUUGGCUCUCUUUCCGGCUCUCCUCCAGCGGCCUCAGCCCUUCGACUUUCAGCUGUGACAAUGCAAGCCUGCCUCCCCAGGUCAUAUCUCACGCCGGUAAGGGAUGAGGAGGCGGAGUCUCAGAGGAAGGCGAGGUCACGGCAGGCACGGCAAACCCGGCGCUCAACACAGGGUGUGACUCUUGCUGAGCUGAAGGAGGCUCAGAGGACCUUCAGCUUGUCCCCGUCGGACAGACAGAAACAGAAAGAUGAUGUGGAGAGGAGGGGUACAGAAGAGAAGGGGGAGACACGGACCACCCCGGCCUGCUUCAGGGACCAGCAGGACCGCAGCCCCGCGUGGAGCAGGGAUGUUGACGAGCUUGGGAACCGCAGGCUCAGGCUGGGGGCCCAGGCAGAGAGCCCCACCACGCCCCUCGUGUCUCCAUCCGCCAGCAGCCCGGGCUCCCUUCCCCCCCGUGGCCUGACCCACUGGGCUUCUUCCAGGGGGUUGGACCAAAACGCCAAUGAAUGGAGAACUGAAAACCAAAGCUCUGCUGACAGUCCUUCUGAACUCAACCUUUCCUUGAGAGAACGACGACAGUCUCGAAACAGCAUCCAAGGGGCAAGUGCCUCCUACUGGUCACAAGAGCAUGAUAGGGCAUCUAGGCUGGACUCCGGUUCUGGCUCAGGGGACAGUGCCACAGACCGGCUGUUGGGCCGAACCAGCUCUUACACCCGCCGUGAGAACAGGCUGGCAUCGCUGAGCAAGGCGGACGAUGAUGCCAGCUCCAAGGACUUUAAGAAGAUGUACGAGGACGCCUUGGCUGAGAACGAGAAGCUGAAGUCCCGGCUGGAGGACAGCAGGCAGGAGCUGGCCAGCAUCCGAACGCAGCUGGAGAAAGUCACACAGAAACAGGACCGAAUAUCUGAAAGGUCCAGUGUGCUUGAGACAGAGAAAAGGGAGAAGCGUGUCCUGGAGAAAAAGGUCUCAGAAAUGGAGGAAGAGCUGAAGCAGGAAGGCCCAGUGAGAUUUCGCUGUGGCUAUCAGCCCUGAGAGCAGGGCGGGCAGGCGGGCUAGCACAAUGUUGGGGGCCUGCGGUACUGACAGAACUCAAGUCUGACAAUCAGAGGCUGAAGGAUGAGAACGGGGCUUUGAUCCGAGUCAUAAGUAAGCUGUCAAAGUGAGGGGGGGUGAGCUUGCCUGACUCCACCCCCUACACCCCUCACCCCCCACACCCCAAGAGAGGUGAUCUGCUGAUCCCAGAAUUUUAUUGUAUUUUUUUUGGGGGGGGGGGGGGGGGACUCUCAAUUGAACAAGAAAACAAUAAGAAACAUGAAGAGUUCAGUAUUUCUCCCCCCUGCUUGUCUGCAUGCCUGAUCACACCUUAUUAUAUUGAGCACCCACACCACGGGGUCAGUACAUGGCAAUAGCACACAGGCUGGCGGAGAGCUUGUCUUUAUCUAAAGAUUAUUAAUUGGACAGUCAUAGAAGAGAAUGGAAACCUGAUUAUGUCAGUGUGUCUGUCUAACUAUGUACAUGAACACUGGCACAGAAAGUACCUUUAUGGAAAUGGGAUAUACUGCAAGGUAUUUUAAAUAAUUUUGGAAAACAUUUUUUUAAAUUUUAAGAAAAAUUAAUAUCACAGCCAUGGAUAAUUUUUACCUGAAUGUGGCAGUACUUUGUAUUUGACCCAUAAAUACUGAUAUAUUUGCUUUUCUGGUCUGGAUAAUAUAUUUUGUUUCAAUAUAUGCUGUUUUAAAUUCCAUUUCCAUAAAAGUACACAAUGACACAAUAGCAAAGUGUUCCUUCCCCCACCCAUGCACCCCUUCUAUAAUGAGCACUUUCAGUAUGUCAUGUGAGGCAUAACAGGGAAGCAGUGCGAAGACAGUUUCUAACCUCCACGUUUAGUGAAUGUUUUAUUUAUUAUCCUUUAUUUGGUUUUAGACAUUGUGUGCCUUAUAUAAAGUUUAUUUUUCCUUUGAUAUUUAUCUUUCAUGACCAUGUAUAAAGCAUUCACCAGUACACUCCAAAUAGUGCCUCGUUUAGUAGGACGCACUGCUUUGAAACGAUAUGAAAUGAUAUUUUCACCUUUUGCAUGGCUGACAUACAUAUAUUAUAUUGUACAUCACCAUAAAUGCACUGCCGCUGAAUCAUGUGUUUCAUGUGGUAUGUAUUAUUCUUUCUUUUUUUUUUUCCAAUUUCCUGUACUCGACCUAUGGUCUAACUGAGUAACAAGGUGCCCUUUAAACCCCUUGUGCCUUCAUCCACGGAUAGAGAGCAAGCUGCCCCUGCAGUGUGAACACUGCUACAGGAAUACUCCUCUGCAUGUUACAUGAAGCAGCCUAUGUUUUUACUGUUCUCAGAUACUAAAAUCUUUCACAGAUAUGUUUGCCAUCACAACUUUUGAGUGCAUUUCACAGUGAAGUACAGGAGUGCUACUUUGUUUGUUAAAGUGGAGCUGUUAUAAUUGAACGCCUAAUAAAAUCCAGAGGUUUUAUGUCAUUUCAAA
This is a messenger RNA of Anguilla rostrata (American eel), 2567 nucleotides long. RefSeq names its product protein phosphatase 1 regulatory subunit 12B. The coding region runs from base 140 to 1111 and encodes 323 amino acids. Lineage: Eukaryota; Metazoa; Chordata; Actinopteri; Anguilliformes; Anguillidae. The record is from RefSeq and is a predicted model, not a curated record. The transcript is spliced from 12 exons. Gene Ontology annotation, cellular component: cytoplasm; A band; Z disc. Gene Ontology annotation, molecular function: phosphatase regulator activity; protein kinase binding; enzyme inhibitor activity.